Molecule: messenger RNA, 2335 nt
Organism: Neltuma alba
Lineage: Eukaryota; Viridiplantae; Streptophyta; Magnoliopsida; Fabales; Fabaceae
Product: mitogen-activated protein kinase homolog NTF3
Exons: 3
Coding region: 487-1605 (372 amino acids)
Biological process (GO): protein phosphorylation
Molecular function (GO): ATP binding; MAP kinase activity
Source: RefSeq, a predicted model, not a curated record
AAAAAAAAAAAAAGUGUCGCUGGAGGGAGGAAAACGCGGGGCUGAGGGUGUGAGAUUCAUUCCUUUCAGAAAGUCCAAAACUAUUCGUCGCUUGCUGGUCCGAUCUCGACGACAUGACGAAUCUUCAUCGCUGACAAUACCUAUGCAUUCUAUUCCUUACAUAGAGAUCGAAGCGAACUUCGGCUCAGAGCAUUCUAACGCUCGGUAGAGCUCCUUCAAAUCUGGGUCUGUACUCAAGUGGAGUAAAGAACUGAGCUUUGGUGAAGAAUCCAUUGAUUUGAAGAGGGAAUUGGAGUGAAUCAACGUCAAUUCUUCUUGGUUUGUGGUAUUGAUUUGGUUGGGUAAGAAAUCAGAAUUUUGGGUUCAAUUUCGACAGCGGAAGGAUGUUGUGGGAAAAUAAAGGCAAAAUUCUACCAUGUAUAUGUUGAAAUUGAAGGGAAUUUGCUGUACUAGAAUCAUAAAGUUCUUGUUUUUGUUGUAAAGGGAAUGGCGACUCCUGUGGAGCCUCCAAAUGGGAUCAGAAGUGAAGGCAAGCAUUAUUACUCCAUGUGGCAAACCUUGUUUGAGAUUGAUACAAAAUAUGUGCCCAUCAAGCCUAUUGGUCGAGGAGCGUAUGGAAUCGUGUGCUCUUCAGUGAACCGAGAAACCAAUGAAAAAGUUGCCAUUAAGAAGAUACAGAAUGCUUUUGAAAACCGGGUUGAUGCUCUAAGAACUCUGCGUGAAUUGAAACUUCUCCGGCAUCUCCAACAUGACAAUGUGAUUGCUUUGAAAGAUAUCAUGAUGCCUAAUCAUAGAAAAAGUUUCAAGGAUGUGUACCUGGUUUAUGAACUUAUGGACACAGAUUUGCAUCAGAUUAUCAAGUCUUCGCAAGCACUAUCUAAUGAUCACUGCCAAUAUUUCCUCCUUCAGUUGCUUCGGGGCUUGAAGUAUCUUCAUUCAGCUAAUAUCCUUCAUCGUGACUUGAAGCCUGGGAAUCUCCUAAUCAACGCAAACUGUGACCUAAAAAUAUGUGAUUUUGGGUUAGCACGCACCGGCAGCACCAAGAACCAGUUUAUGACUGAGUACGUUGUCACUCGGUGGUAUCGAGCACCAGAACUUCUGCUUUGCUGUGACAAUUAUGGGACAUCUAUUGAUGUCUGGUCUGUGGGAUGCAUCUUUGCAGAGCUUCUUGGGCGAAAACCUAUUUUCCCUGGUUCAGAGUGUUUGAAUCAGCUGAAACUAAUUAUUAACAUUCUUGGCAGUCAAAGGGAGGAGGAUCUUGAAUUCAUUGAUAAUCCGAAGGCAAAGCGGUACAUCAAAUCACUUCCAUAUUCUCCAGGAAUGCCAUUUUCCCGGCUUUACCCGAACGCCCCUCCAUUGGCAAUUGAUCUACUGCAGAAGAUGCUUGUUUUCGACCCAUCAAAGAGGAUUAGUGUUACUGAAGCACUUCAACACCCUUACAUGUCCCCUCUAUAUGAUCCUAACAGCAACCCUCCAGCCAUUGUUCCUAUUGAUCUCGACAUGGAGGAAGAUUUGGGGGAAGAAAUGAUAAGAGAGAUGAUGUGGAAGGAAAUGCUUCAUUACCAUCCUGAAGCUGCUACAGCAAAUACAGUGGUGUGCCCAUGAUCUUAUUUUCUUCAGUUUUCUCGUGUUGUUCUUUUUCGUUGAUGCCGAGAGAAGUCUAAUAACUUAGUUUGCUCUAAAUAAGUAGGAAGGCUUUGAUAUCAGUGAGCUUAAUAUAUGUUCUGUUUCCUCUUUACGGAGGACCAAGAGAACAACAGCAAAAGAAGGUCGUACUGGGGGGUCAUCCAUUACUGUGUUCUAAUGGUAGAUGGUAGCUAUUAGUUUGCAUGAGAGCAAAACUCCAUUUUUGGUUCCUUAGAUCGAGUAUUUCUCAAUUUAGUCCCUCACAAUUUUUCUCAUAAACUUUUUUUCUUAACCUGAUUAUCCACAAAUAACUGUUGUCAUUAAUGUCCUCUUGGUAAUCUAAUGUUCAUUUAUCUGUGCGGGACAUUAUUGAUAAUUGUUAUUUACAGGGGAUUAAGUUAAGAAAUACUCCCACGUAAAGGAGAAAAGUGAAGAGACAAUUAUGAGGGAUAAACUUGUGAAAGUAAUCUGUGAGAGAUUAAACUGUAAACCACUCUAUUCAUGAGAGACCGAGUUGGGGUUUAGUUUACUGUUUACAUGUUCAGAGCUCUUUUAUAUCUGAGCUAGUAACCGGGUUUGAGUUGUCUAUAAGGAUGUUUCUAAUGCCUUUUUUUUCCUUCUAAUGUUUUGGAAACUAUGUAAAUUUGGUCUAACGCUUAUCAAUAUGAUUAUGAUGUAUGAUUAGAGAAAGAAAAUGCGUUUUUGUUUC